GGGAGAUAUUGUUCAUUACAACUUCCCCGCCAAGCGGAGAUGUGUUACUAAUACGGUACUUAUAAUCCCAGAUCAAAAGGCUUCCCAUAAAGACUUAUCUUUCAUGUUAUAUACCUAAGGUACCGUCAAGACACUGCGACCAGCUUAUUACUCUGGAUAUCUAGUGAAUUGAACAAGCUUAUGCCUACAAAAUGUCCACCACAGAGACAAUCACUACGCCAGCUCCAACCUUCCCCACCACUGAGAAAACCUGGGCGAACGGAUCUAGCGUAAAGAAGAGGGUUGAGAACCCUCCCCAAGUCCAAGUUGCCGGCACUACGAAGAGUGGGAAGAAACUUAACAUAAGAACGUACCCCGAGUUCGAGGACCUCGAAGACGAGCGACUCUAUCGAAAGCAGCACUUAGCAGCAGCAUUUCGGGUCUUCGCCGACCGCGGGUUCGACGAGGGCGUCGCGGGACACAUCUCCGUCCGGGACCCCAUUCUAACGGACCAUUUCUGGCUCAACCCGCUCUCGAUGCACUUCUCGCUGAUCAAGGUAUCCGACCUAAUCCUCUGCGACGAAGACGGCAACGUGGUGGCCGGGGACGAGCCGGUGAACGCGGCGGCGUUCGCGAUCCACUCGCAGAUCCACCGGGCGCGGCCGGACGUGCACGCCGCGUGCCACGCCCACAGCGUGCACGGGAAGGCCUUCUCGGCCUUCGGCCGCGAGCUCGAGAUGAUCACGCAGGACGCCUGCCGGUUCUACCGGAGCCACGGGGUGUACCGCGACUUCCGGGGCGUCGUGCUCGACGACGAGGAAGGGCGGAGGAUCGCCAAGGCGCUGGGUGAUGGGAAGGCCGUGAUUCUGCAGAACCACGGCCUACUUACGGUCGGUGGGAGCGUCGAUGAGGCCGCGUUCUGGUUCAUCAGCCUGGAGAGGACGUGCCAGGCUCAGUUACUCGCCGACGCGGCUUCGGCUUCGGGGCAUAAGAAGAUUCUUAUUGACGAUGACGAAGCUGCUUAUACUGCUCUACAGGUCGGAGGUCCUGCGAAGGGAUGGCUUGCUUUUCAACCAUAUUACGACGAGCAACUCGCAAAAACGAAAGGCAACUUUUUGAACUAAUUCUGUGAUAUUUUUCUAUUUUUACCAAUCCCCUACAUACCUAGUAAUGUGGAUAGCUGUCUGAGACAGUAAUGGUCCGUGUUUCCAAUUUACGAGUUGUCUAUCGGGAACACCCUCAUGACAAAAUCACUACAACUCCAUAAGAUCUUUAGUAGUUCAGUUCUACUCCUUUAUUUCAUACAGCUCAGGUACAUCCUUUAGUUACCUAGGUACGUAUCGUCACAAUGAAGUUUUGUGUACGACUACGGAUCUGUACAUGCAUGCAGAUAGGUACCUAACCCAUACUAAUGUUCCAUGCACCGAUGACUUUUACUUAGAUGUGG
This is a messenger RNA of Daldinia caldariorum, 1426 nucleotides long. RefSeq names its product arad-like aldolase/epimerase. Bases 192 to 1103 code for a protein of 303 amino acids. The record is from RefSeq and is a predicted model, not a curated record. The transcript has 3 exons. Gene Ontology annotation, cellular component: cytoskeleton. Gene Ontology annotation, molecular function: actin filament binding. Lineage: Eukaryota; Fungi; Ascomycota; Sordariomycetes; Xylariales; Hypoxylaceae.